Molecule: messenger RNA, 6270 nt
Organism: Eriocheir sinensis (Chinese mitten crab)
Lineage: Eukaryota; Metazoa; Arthropoda; Malacostraca; Decapoda; Varunidae
Product: myosin heavy chain, muscle-like
Exons: 22
Coding region: 230-5962 (1910 amino acids)
Cellular component (GO): myosin complex
Molecular function (GO): cytoskeletal motor activity; ATP binding; actin filament binding
Source: RefSeq, a predicted model, not a curated record
AAGAGGAAGACUUCGAGUGUGUUUGGCCAGCAGCUAUUUUCACGAAUCUCAGAUUACAACCCGUUCCUCGAGCCGACCAGGCGGGACAUUGUGAAAAGCUCCCACAGACGCGCUCCGGUGGGUGCUACGGUCGGGUGUGUGCUCACAGUGGUGCAGUGAAGCGUGUCGAUCCUGAUAAUUCCAACGAUCAAACAUAAGCGUCAGACAGCUUUAGGCACCCACCACCACCAUGCCUGGCCACGUCAAGAAGAGCACGGGUCCCGACCCCGACCCCUCCGAAUACCUGUUCAUCUCCAUGGAGAUGAAGAUGAAGGACGCCACCAAGCCUUACGAUUCCAAGAAGUCUUGCUGGAUUCCUGAUGAGAAGGAGGGCUUCGUUGAGGGUGAGAUCCAGGGCACAAAGGGCGACCUAAUUACAGUUUAUGCCGCUGGUGAGACCAAGAAUUUUAAGAAGGAGCAGGUCCACCAGGUCAACCCACCCAAGUACGAAAAAUGCGAAGAUAUGUCCAACCUGACCUUCCUCAACGACCCCUCCGUCCUCUACAACUUGAAGGCUCGCUACGUCAACAAGCUCAUCUACACCUACUCCGGCCUCUUCUGUAUUGUCGUUAAUCCCUACAAGCGUUACCCCAUCUACACCAAUCGUACUGUCAAGAUCUAUCAGGGCAAGAGGCGUAAUGAAGUGCCACCCCAUCUGUUUGCCAUCUCUGACGGUGCCUACAGUGCUAUGAUGCAAGUGGGCGAAAACCAGUCCAUGCUGAUUACCGGUGAGUCCGGCGCCGGCAAGACCGAGAACACCAAGAAGGUACUCUCAUACUUCGCCAACGUCGGCGCCACCACCUCAAAGAAGAAGGAGGGCGAGAAGCCAAAGCCUAACCUUGAAGACCAGAUCGUGCAGACCAACCCUGUGCUGGAGGCCUUCGGUAACGCCAAGACCGUCCGUAACGACAACUCCUCCCGUUUCGGUAAGUUCAUCCGUAUCCACUUCGGCCCAUCUGGCAAGCUGUCUGGUGCUGAUAUCGAGGUCUACCUGCUGGAAAAGGCUCGUGUCAUCUCCCAGCAGACUCUCGAGCGAUCCUACCAUAUCUUCUACGAGAUGAUGUCCGACCAGGUCCCUGAGAUCAAGUCGUCGUGCCUGUUGAGCGACGACAUCUACGAUUACCACUAUGUGUCUCAGGGCAAGGUCACCGUGCCUUCCAUCGACGACGGCGAGGACAUGCAGUUCUGCCACGAUGCCUUUGACAUUUUAGGCUUCAAUAAGCAAGAAAUUGAAGAUGUGUACAAGAUCACAGCUUCAGUAAUGCACUUUGGUGAGUGCAAGUUCAAGCAGAGGGGUCGCGAGGAACAGGCUGAACCUGAUGGUACUGAGGCAGGUGAAAAGGUCGCCAAACUGUAUGGUGUUGACGCUGCUGAUCUCUACAAGUGCAUCACCAAGCCCAAAAUCAAGGUCGGCACUGAGUUCGUGGCGAAGGGCAUGAACGUUAAUCAGUGCAACUACUCCGUGGGCGCCAUGGCCAAAGCCCUCUUUGAUCGUCUCUUCAAGUGGCUUGUAACCAAGUGUAACGAGACCCUUGCUACAGGACAGAAACGUGCAUCUUUCAUUGGUGUGCUUGACAUUGCCGGUUUCGAGAUUUUCGAGUACAACGGCUUCGAGCAAAUCUGUAUCAACUUCUGUAACGAGAAGCUGCAGCAGUUCUUCAACCACCACAUGUUCGUGCUGGAGCAGGAGGAGUACAAAAAGGAAGAGAUCGACUGGGUUUUCGUGGACUUCGGCAUGGACUUGCAGGCUUGCAUUGAACUUUUUGAGAAGAAAAUGGGUCUCCUUUCCAUCCUGGAGGAAGAGUCCAUGUUCCCUAAGGCCACUGACAAAUCCUUCGCUGAGAAGCUGAACACCAACCACCUUGGCAAGUCUCCGUGCUUCAUCAAGCCCAAAGCUCCCAAGGCCGGCCAACCUGAGUCCCACUUCGCCAUCGUCCACUACGCCGGCACUGUGAGCUAUAACCUGACAGGAUGGCUGGAAAAGAAUAAGGAUCCUCUUAACGACACUCUUGUAGAUCUCCUCAAGAAGUCAUCCAACCAGCUUUUGGUAGUCCUCUUUGCUGACCAUCCUGGCCAAUCCGGACCUGCUGAGACCGGUGGCGGCGGCAAAGGCAAAAAGGCUGGUGGCUUCAAGACUGUAUCUUCCGCCUACAGGGAGCAGCUCAACAACCUGAUGAAGACCCUGAACGCCACUCAGCCUCACUUCAUUCGUUGCAUUGUGCCCAACGAAACCAAGUCUCCAGGUGUCAUCGAUGCUGGUUUGGUUAUGCAUCAGCUGACUUGUAACGGUGUACUUGAGGGCAUCCGUAUCUGUCGCAAGGGCUUCCCCAAUAGGAUGCUCUAUCAUGACUUCAAGCACAGGUACAAAAUCCUUGCACCAAAUGAACUGUCCACCAUCCCCGAUGACAAGAAGGCCGCCAAAGCAUGCUUCGACAAGUCCAGCCUCGAUCCCGAGCUCUACCGUCUCGGCAAGACUAAGGUGUUCUUCCGCGCCGGUGUGCUGGGUACGAUGGAGGAGAAGCGAGAUGAGCGUCUCAGCCAGAUUGUUACAUGGAUUCAGGGCUGGGUAAGAGGUUUCAGCGCCCGCAAGGAGUACAAUCGUCUCAUCAAGCAGCGUGAGGCCCUUGUGGUCGUACAGCGCAACAUCAGGAAGUUCGUCAAGCUGAACUCUUGGGUAUGGUUCAAGCUGUGGCAGAAAGUUAAGCCUCUCAUCAACCAGCCUCGACUGGAGGAUGAGAUCCGCAAGCUCGAGGAACGAGCUGGAAAGGCUACUGAACUUUUGGAAGCAGAGCUUGCAACUUGCAAGGAACUAGAGGCAGCUAACACAACUUUGGCCGAGGAGAAGAACAACCUUAUUACCGAAAUGGAAUCCACAAGAGGUAACAUGUCCCAGUACAUUGAACAGCAAUCCAAGCUCCAGAGUCAGAAGACCGAACUCGAAGCUCAACUCUCUGAUACCCUCGAGAGGCUCCACAAAGAGGAGGAAGCCCGCAAUAACCUCUUCCAGAGCAAAAAGAAGUUAGAUCAAGACACUAAUAGUAUUAAGAGAGAGGUUGAAGACAUGGAACUGACUCUUCAGAAAAUCGAGCAGGAAAAGGCUACCAAAGACCAUCAGAUCCACAAGCUUACCGAUGAAAUUGCCAGCCAGGAGGAGCUGAUUGCCAAGCUAAACAGGGAGAAGAAACUGGUCCAGGAAUCUAGCGGAAAGACCGGUGAAGACCUCCAGGCAAUCGAGGAAAAAUGCAAGCACUUCAACAACGUUAAGAGCAAGCUGCAACAGACUUUGGAUGAGCUGGAGGAUUCAGUUGAGCGCGAGAAGAAGAAGCGAAGUGAGGUUGAGAAAGCAAGGAGGAAGCUGGAAGGCGACCUUAAACUGACCCAGGAAGCUAUUGCUGAUCUGGAGAGGAACCAAAAGGAAGUCGAAAGCAACAUUCAGCGUAAGGACAGGGAGUUUACUGCCCUCAAUACCAAGUUGGAGGAAGAGCAAAGCCAGAUCUCAAAGGUACAGAGGAACAUCCGUGAGCAGCAGUCCAGCAUUGAAGAGUUGGAGGCUGAAGUGGAACACGAGCGUCAAUCUCGUGCUAAGGCCGAGAAGGGCAAAUCUAAGCUGGAACGUGAGUUGGUGGAGCUGAGAGAACGUCUAGAGGAGGCCGGAGGAGCCACUGCCGCCCAGAUCGAGCUGAACAAAAAACGCGAGGCUGAGCUGGCCAAACUCCGCCGGGACCUUGAGGAAACUAACAUCCACCAAGAAGCCGCCCUCGGGCUGCUCCGCAAGAAGCAUAACGAUGCAGUAACAGAAAUGUCUGAACAGAUCGACCACCUAAACAAGAUGAAGGCCAGAACCGAGAAGGAAAAGGAUGCUCUUCGUCGUGAGGGUGACGAUGCUAAGGCAGCCCUAGAUGGUCUUGCUCGGGACAAAGCCGCAGCCGAGAAGGCCAUUAAGUCCGCUCAGGGAGUUCUUUCGGAACUGAACACCAGGCUGGACGAAGGUAGCAGGUCUCUCAAUGACGCUGACGCCGCCAAGAAGAAGCUGACUGUGGAAAAUUCUGACCUCCUCAGGCAGUUGGAAGAGGCAGAGAACCAGAUUAGCCAGCUGAGCAAGAUUAAGGCCUCGCUUUCCAUGCAACUUGAGGAAAACAAGAAAAUGGCAGAGGAGGAGAGCAGGGAACGCGCAUCACUGUUGGGCAAGUACCGCAACCUGGAACAUGACAUUGAUGGCCUGAGGGAGCAGGUAGAUGCUGAGGCUGAAGCUAAGACUGAUGGACAGCGCCAACUGGCUAAGGCCGAGGGUGAAGCCCACAUGUGGCGUUCAAAGUACGAGACAGAAGGUUUGGCCCGCGCCGAAGAGCUUGAAGCCGCUAGAUUGAAGAUUGCUGCCCGUCUGGAUGAGGCUGAGUCUCAAAUUGAACAGCUUAAUGUUAAGAACAGCAAUCUUGAAAAGCAAAGGCAAAAACUGACCUCCGAUUUCGAAAGUGAACAGGCUGCUGCUGAACGAGCACAGAGCCUUGCUCUGGCCGCUGAAAAGCGCCAGAAGAGCUUCGAAAGAUCCAUCAAUGAAUGGAAACAAAAGGUUGAUGAUCUGGCAGCUGAUCUUGACGCCUCCCAAAAGGAAUGCCGCAACUAUGCUACAGAGCUCUUCCGUUCCAAGGCUAUGUACGAAGAGAACCUCCAGCAGCUGGAUGCUGCACGUCGGGAAAACAAGGCAUUCAGCGACGAGAUCAAGGACCUCAUGGACCAGAUCACAGAGGGUGCUCGAUCACUCCAUGAUAUUGAGAAGAAUGCCAAGCGCCUGGAGAUCGAGAAGGAAGAGUUGCAGGCUGCCCUGGAAGAAGCUGAAUCUGCUCUGGAACAGGAGGAGAACAAGGUUCUCCGCGGCCAGUUGGAGCUCAGCCAGGUUAGGCAGGAGAUUGACCGUCGCAUCCAGGAGAAGGAGGAAGAAUUCAAUAAUACCAGGAAAGUCCACCAGCAAGCACUCGACAACAUGCAGACAACUUUGGAGUCUGAGGCCAGAGCAAAGGCCGAGGCACUGCGUCUCAAGAAGAAGCUGGAAUCUGACAUUUCCGAGCUUGAAAUUGCCCUUGAUCAUUCUACUAAAGCUUACAACGAGCUUCAGAGGAGCUACAAGAAGGUUCAGAAUGAGUACAAAGACCUCCAGGUGAAACUUGAGGAAGAACAGCGCCUUGCCUCCGAUUACCGUGAACAGUAUGCAGGUGCUGAGCGCCGCGCCAAUCAAAUCAACAGCGAGCUGGAGGAGUCCCGCACUCUGCUGGAGCAGUCUGACAGAGGCCGCCGACAGGCCGAGUCCAACCUUCUUGAGGCAAAUGAUCAGCUCAGUGAUCUCAACGCCCAGUACAGCGCUCUUUCCAUUGCUAAGAAGAAGCUUGAGGGAGAGUACCAGGCACUUCAGUCCGACAUCGACGAGAUGGCGAAGGAGGCCAAGAACUCCGAAGAGAAGGCAAAGAAGGCCAUGGUGGACGCCGCACGUCUAGCUGAUGAACUCCGCGCUGAGCAGGAACACGCCCAGAGCCAGGAGAAGAUGCGUAAGACUUUGGAGGCAGCCCUCAAAGAAGUGCAGGCAAAGCUUGAGGAGAGCGAGACCUAUAUCGCGAAGACAGGCAAGAAGGCCGUUGCUAAACUGGAGACCCGCGUCCGUGAACUGGAAAGCCAAUUCGACGAUGAAGCCCGCCGCCACUCUGACGCCCAAAAGAACCUGAGAAAGUGUGAGAGGCGUAUCAAGGAGCUCACCUUCCAGGCAGAUGAGGACAAGAAGAACCACGAAAGGAUGCAGGACCUCGUUGAUGGCCUUCAACAGAAGAUCAAGACCUACAAGAGGCAGAUCGAGGAGGCCGAGGAGAUUGCUGCUCUCAACCUGGCUAAGUACCGCAAGGCCCAACAGGAGCUCGAGGAAUUGCACGCUUUUUAGAACAAAAAACAUCACCAAACUGCCCUACACUCCAGUGACGGUUAUCUAAGGACUACGAGAAAACCUCAAAAUAAAUAAUAUCAAUGCCAUGCGCUUCUGUGUUCGCAUGAACUCAUGCUACGAAUGGAACGAUAGAAAACCUUUUUUCUCACUUAACAAAGUGAAUAAAAUUUAUUGGAUAUACUGGGCUUAUUUUGUCAAAGUAACAUGCUCACAAUCAUAUGAGCCCCCUUGCAGCAAAUGUAUUCUUCAUCAUAGAUAUGGCGAUCAUUCUGUUGUGAGAUAGAAAAUAAAUUUGGCAAAAAGUU